CUACUGGCUUGUAUCGUGUUUUCAUUUCACAACAAUUCAGUUUAUUAUCAAUUGUCUUGCGGCAAAAACAAUUUCUAAAUAAAUAUGUCUUUGAUCCGUGGAUCCACCCGACUCCUGACAUCUCAACUUCGACGAGUGCAGAGCGUGCCAGUGGCACUAUACCAUGAAAAUGUUGUCGAGCACUACGAGAACCCGCGCAAUGUGGGAUCGAUGGACAAGAAGGAUGUAAGCGUUGGCACCGGACUAGUUGGAGCACCUGCCUGUGGCGAUGUGAUGAAAUUGCAAAUCAAAGUGGACGAGAAUGGCAAAAUCAUAGAUGCCAAAUUUAAGACAUUCGGUUGCGGCUCGGCAAUUGCCAGCAGCUCUCUGGCCACCGAAUGGGUUAAGGGAAAAUCCAUUGAUGAAGCUGGCAAAUUGAAGAAUACGGACAUUGCCAAGGAGCUGCGUCUGCCCCCCGUGAAGUUGCAUUGCUCUAUGCUCGCUGAGGAUGCCAUAAAAGCUGCCUUGGCCGACUACAAGGUCAAGCAGCAAAAGAAGGCAUCGAAUUAAAGUGGCAUGCCACAUAAAUAUAUAUUAUAUACCAUACAUAUAAACAACUUCUAGAACAUCUAUUGGUAAUCUAUGUUAUGUACAAGUGUAUUGGCGUACAUAUAUUAUUUUGCAUUGGAUUUUAGUAAAAUUCAAAUGUGUGCAGACUUUGUGAGUGUGAAAUGCACUAUUAUUGCAACACAAUCGAUCUAAUCUUUUGAUUGUCUCGUCUUGCAGUUGGACGUUUGUGAUUUCUGACCAGUGCGAAGUGUGUAUGAAAAAGAGAACUAUGAGGAAAGCUUGAACUGAUCUUAACUGAGCGACGUGUGAAUGAUUAUUAUUGUGUGUAUUUGUAUGUGGGAUUAUGAUGAG
Messenger RNA from Drosophila innubila, 900 nucleotides. RefSeq names its product iron-sulfur cluster assembly scaffold protein IscU (gene IscU). Gene Ontology annotation, cellular component: mitochondrial matrix; cytoplasm. Gene Ontology annotation, molecular function: 2 iron, 2 sulfur cluster binding; ferrous iron binding. The record is from RefSeq and is a predicted model, not a curated record. Bases 85 to 549 code for a protein of 154 amino acids. NCBI's taxonomy places the organism in Eukaryota, Metazoa, Arthropoda, Insecta, Diptera, Drosophilidae. The transcript is spliced from 2 exons. Gene Ontology annotation, biological process: intracellular iron ion homeostasis; iron-sulfur cluster assembly.